Messenger RNA from Arabidopsis thaliana (thale cress), 404 nucleotides. RefSeq lists its product as uncharacterized. The record is from RefSeq and is marked reviewed. NCBI's taxonomy places the organism in Eukaryota, Viridiplantae, Streptophyta, Magnoliopsida, Brassicales, Brassicaceae. The transcript has a single exon. Bases 315 to 404 code for a protein of 29 amino acids.
AUGCGCUGUGAAAGAAUCUUCCUCCAUCAAUUUGGACAGAUGAUCUGAUAUUCAUUUUCAAACUAAUGCCACUAAUGACCCAAGGAAAGGAAGAACUGAACUUCAAGCUAGGGAAGGAAAGCUAGUAACUGAUACGCAAAACUAACAGGCAAGCAAAGCACAAAAGGCACCCCGACGGCCUCAUCAAUCGAGGAAGGAAGCAUGAAAAUCGUUGAAAAAGCCUUCUUGCUAUUGAGCGGGCUUUCAUAGGCCUUUGGUUUGGGAUAUUUGAUUGAAUCAGAGAAUAGGUUCUUACAGUGCCCGGAAUUGGACAAAUGAAUGAAGAUGGCAUGAAGCCGAUAGCUGCUUAUCCGGAUCCGGGCUUUCUUUUUCUUAAGGCGGGAAGGAAAGGCAAAGGCAAGUAA